Molecule: messenger RNA, 4417 nt
Organism: Cephus cinctus (wheat stem sawfly)
Lineage: Eukaryota; Metazoa; Arthropoda; Insecta; Hymenoptera; Cephidae
Gene: Herc4
Product: probable E3 ubiquitin-protein ligase HERC4
Exons: 17
Coding region: 362-3637 (1091 amino acids)
Molecular function (GO): ubiquitin-protein transferase activity
Source: RefSeq, a predicted model, not a curated record
ACAUUUCAUUUACUACAUGGAUGAAAAAAUCUUUUUUUUUUUUGACUGCACAAACUACGUAUGAGAGAUCAUUCUAUGUAAUAAAUAAAUGUGUCUGCAGUAAAAAUACAUAUAAUGAGAAAUCGAAGACUCUAGAAAUAUGGCCCUGAGGAAGUGGCAGCUUUCUCAAGAGGCACGAGUGGCUAAAGUCAAGUAUUCGGCUACUAGAACCAGCAGGAGCCAACCGUAGUGGUUACAACGGAAAUACUGUUUUCAUCUUAGGGAAAGUCUUUUUAAUGCGCAAGUGUGAUCUGUAUGUGAAAAAUAGGAAAUGUGAGUAAAAAUAAUAAAGCCCUGGAAGUGAUAUAAAUGCCAGGAGGCGAUGGAUCCUUGCCGAAUGGCAAGCUGGUCAAAGAAGCGUCGUCUUGGGGAUGAAAUUUGCAUAGCAGUUGAUAAAUCUACAUUUAUAGACGAUAAAAACAUGUUUUGUUGGGGAAGUACUGUACACGGAGAGCUUGGUCUAGGAGGUAUUGAAGCUGAAAAUAUCCUUUUACCUAGAGAGGUUGAUUUUCAUAAGGCCACACAGGUUGAACAGAUCGCUUGUGGCGAAAACCAUACUGUUGUUAUAACAAAUGAUGGUCAGGUAUACUCUUGUGGCAAUAAUGAUUAUGGACAACUUGGUCAUGAAAAAUCAAGAAAAAGGCUGCAAUUAAUACCCGGUCUGGAUGCAUUUGUUUUCAAACGAGUAGCAUGUGGAGCUAGUCACACGUUAGUAGUGAACGAAUGGGGUCAGGUGUUCAGCUGGGGUUUAAAUUCCGACGGGCAAUUAGGUCUCAAUACACACACCCUUAAUGAACGAGUUCCUCGGAUGGUAAAAACAUUAGGGACUAAUGUGGUGAUUCAAAUAGCCUGUGGUCUCAAACACACUUUAGCGUUAACCAACAAUGGUGAACUGUAUGCUUGGGGUUCAAAUAGCGAAGGGCAACUUGGUUUUGGGCCUGAAACUAAAAAGGAAGUCAAACCCAAACUUAUAGCAAGUCUGAAAGUGAUACCAAUUGCAUAUAUCGCUUGUGGUGGUUAUCACAGUAUAGCUGUGACUAAAUCAGCCGCUGUCUUUGGUUGGGGUAGAAAUACGUUUGGUCAGUUGGGCUUGAAUGACACGGACGAGAGAACUGUUCCUUGUCAAUUACGGACAUUAAGAAAUGCCAAGGUCCGUUACGUAGCCUGUGGCGAAGAUUUCACCGUGUUCAUGACUAUGGAUGGCGGUGUGUUCACUUCCGGAGCCGGGAUGUACGGACAAUUAGGUCAUGGAAACAAUAGUAAUGACAUACUACCUCGUAAAGUAAUGGAACUUAUGGGCAGUGUAGUUACGCAGGUUUCCUGUGGUCGAAGACACACUCUUGCCGUGGUACCAUCGCGAGGUAAGGUGUACGCUUGGGGUCUUGGCGGCGCUGGACAAUUGGGUACUCGAGUAGCACGAAGCGUGACUACUCCCCAAGUCGUACUUGGUCCCUGGGUUGCACCUGCUGAUCAAUCCUUGAUAAAAAUUGGCUCAACAGUUAGCCCGUACUCGGUAGAUUGUGUAGUGAAACGCGUUUUCAGUGGCGGAGAUCAUUGCUUCGCUACUGUGACCCAGAGAAAGGAUAACAUACCGCCCGACGAUUGCAGGAUACUUUUACCUUCAACUCAAAUUCUAAUCGUGACGGAAGAACAACUGACAGCGUGCCAGAGAGUGCCCCAGAAUUCGCCAGUAGAUCACGACCUUUUGACAUAUCUCGAGACUGUAUUCAGAAGUCAGGCUUGUAUAAAUGGCUCCUUUUUACUGUCGAAUGACGCCCACUAUUGCUGUUCGAGUAAACAUCACGGCGUAGAUAUAGAUCAGGCGACUAGGCUCUUUGGGAUAAUUUCAGAAUUGGAAAAUAAUACAAUCAAAGAAUUGAUUUUUAUUUGUCUGACAGAGGGGCUUAUACCCUCGUUGAUGCCUUCGCCACCGGAUGUUGAAUCUUUACGGGUAUACCUGAUACUACCUCUUUACCAUGGUUUCUCAGAUCCUUCUAAUAGCAAUGUAAUACACAAACCAUUUUCCAAAGCGGUCUUAGGCCUAAAACCGGAAGCUCUUAAGGUCGUGGGCAUGUGGUGGAGUAAAGCUCCAUCUCAUUAUUUCGAAAGGCUAGUACGCUCCUUUAAAAUUGUUGUACUUCACUUCAUUAGGCAGCCAAAAGUUAAAGAAAAUAAGACCGUCGCCUGGGAUAUGACACUACAGCUCGCCCUCGAUCUCCUUAGGCUACUGAAUAAGCUGAAUCACACUACGGACGAUGGUCUUAGAGUUCCUUAUGCCUCCUUCCACUUGCCGGAACUCUCAGAAUUUAUAGAUGUUAGAAUGGAUUACGUUAAGUGGUUAACCGAAGAAGAUCCAUUUUCGUAUCACAAAAUAUUCUUCUGCAAUUAUCCGUUUUUGUUCGACGCUCAAGCUAAGACUAUAUUGCUUGAAACAGAUCAGGCUAUUCAGAUGCAAUCAGCAAUGAACGAGGCUGCCAGCAGAGCUAUUACACACAUGCUGCUCGCACCGUUUCCAGCUAACAACGUUAAUGCACGGCAACACAAUCAGUUUGUCAUGCUUAAUGUCUCUAGGGAGAAUUUAGUGGACGAUACUUUGAGAGAACUGUCGCAGUAUGAUUCGAGCGAUCUCAAAAAGCCUCUCAAGGUAAAAUUUCACGGUGAGGAGGCCGAAGAUGCUGGUGGUGUCAGAAAAGAAUUCUUUAUGCUUUUACUCAAAGAAAUUCUCGAUCCUAAAUACGGAAUGUUCAAACAGUACGAGGAGACUAGGACUAUUUGGUUUUCACCGGAUUCCCUGGAGAGCGAAGUCAUGUACUUCCUAAUCGGUCUUCUUUGUGGCUUGGUGAUUUAUAAUUUUAUCAUCAUCAACCUACCGUUUCCAUUAGCCCUGUAUAAAAAGCUACUCCAUGAACCAGUUGGCCUUUCGGAUAUCAAAGAUAUGUCGCCGACGCUUGCCAAGAGUCUACAGGAUGUUCUGGAUUAUAACGAGCCUGAUAUUGAAGAUGUUUUUUGCUUGUAUUUUGAGGUGACCAGAGAAGCCUUCGGCGAACAAAAAAUAUACGAGCUCAUACCGGAUGGUAGUAAAACUCCAGUUACGCUGGAGAAUAAGAAACAAUUUGUGGAUCUUUACGUUGAUUACAUUCUCAAUAAAUCGGUGGAGAGUCAUUUUCAGGCCUUCCAUAAAGGUUUUCACAAAGUGUGUGGGGGCCGAGUACUCGAAUUAUUCCACAGUCAUGAAUUGAUGGCCGUGGUCGUUGGAAAUGAAAAUUAUGACUGGGAGGAGCUUGAAAAGAAUGCCACGUACAAAGAGGGAUACACAAAAGAUGAUCCUACGAUUAUUAUGUUCUGGCAGAUCUUUCACGAACUUCCCCUUGAAGAAAAAAAGAAAUUUCUUCUCUUCUUAACAGGCAGCGAUCGGAUACCAAUUCAAGGCAUGAAGGCUAUCAAGAUAACUAUACAACCAAUGUCCGACGAACGGUUUCUACCGGUUGCUCAUACUUGCUUUAAUUUGCUAGAUUUGCCCCGUUAUCAGACUCGCGAAAAAUUGCGGUACAAGCUUCUUCAGGCUAUUCAGCAAACUCAAGGAUUUUCCUUGGUUUAAUUUAUUAUGGAAUCAUAAAUUGUUCCCUGUAAGGACAUAGCUUAGAAUCACACAAACAUCAAUUCAGUAGCAAUCAAAAAUUGCAUUUAAUUAGCCACGAUGAAAGCAAAACCUACGGUAAUUAAACGACGCGAAUAUAAUUUGUUCGGUUCCAAUUCUUAACAGACCAAAAGAAACAGUCCCAAAUUUUUUUUUAAAUCGUGUGAACAUAAAUUCAAGACGAAAUAUAAAAGAUAUUUUGACAUUAAUCUGCAUCUCUUUUUACUAUUAGGUGAAAGAGAAAAUUAGCUUAACACUCGGAUUAUCUAGUCCAUGUCGAUUCAGCAGCAUGUAAAUUGCCUUGGAGUAUGAAUUAGUUUACAAAAAAAAGGAUAUUUAUUAUUUUUUAUUUUAUAUUUAAAUAUGGUAUGUCCUCGCGAAAAUAUCUACCUGGGGACUACAAAGCCUUACGAGCAUUUAAUUAUUUAUUAAUAAUCAUGUGAGCAAAUUUUCUUUUCUUUUUUUUACUACGGGAUACCUCAUAAGGGAUGGGGAUGGUAGGGCAGGGAAACAAGUUUAAUUAUAACUGCUCUUGACAGAAUUGUGGAUGAUACUACUGUUUAAUGGGAGGCGAUUCGUAUGACAUAUUCUAUACAUUGUUAUAUAUAUAUAUUUAUAUAUAUAUAGUUAUACACAAACUCACAUAUGCAUGUAUAUAUAUAUAUAUAUUAUAGAUAUAUAUACCCUCUUGUACCAUCACUGAUGAUGGAAGGAAACAAAUAAAGCGCAUAUAGUUCUGUA